AGAUCGGAAAAACAUUAUUUCUGGUGAAGCGAGGUGGGGGAGGGGGAGCUAGUGGGGAGGGGAGGGGUUGACCUUAUACCAUAGGAGCAAUCUAUCAAAUCCCGACCGUCCCAUAUAAAAGAUAAAUUAUCCCUUACGUGUUUCAACAAACUUUAAGAGGCGACUAACCCAGGAGGGAACAUACAAGGGAUACAAUUCAAGACAUUGCUUUGUUUAUUUCACGGCAAGUUGGACUGGGUACCAGAAUUUUUAAAACCUCGCCAAAGCCUGGCACUAGGAAUGGUAAAUGCCCCCCGUGCGAGCGUCUGCGUGGGAGGCUAGUUUCACCAGGGUAACGUGAUGUAAUAUCAUUUUUAAAAAGCAUCAUACGACAAAAUGUACUGCUAUUUCUGGGCUUUUUUCAAUGAGAAGUGCUGUUUACUUUGUACUCAUGUUGACAGUACCGCACAAAAUGUAACUCUUGUACCCAGGACCAUUGUUCUCGGAAUGCUCGCCUUACCCGGCCCAGAGAUUUUGUGCACCGAUGCAAAACACAAAGCUGCUUUCAAACAAAUUGUGCGUACAUACUUAAACCAUUUUCAGAUCAGAUUGCCCACCUAAAAUGGCGUCAACCCCCUCUGACCUGGACACGAUCAAAGGGAGUACUUCAACUAAAAAACCAAGGGUUAAGAGAAGACUUGAAUUUUCAGCUUCAGAUUACAAAUCAAAGAAAAAGAUCCGCCUGAAGAGUGAUGUAAUUAUUUCUAUCAGUCCUGUAGAGGUUAAAAAGCACAGAAUUUCACCUUCUAGAGAGCAACAGAUACCUAAGGAGGAGCCUGAAGCAGCUGACUUUGUUUUUGGCCAAUUGAUAUGGGGCCGGCUAAAGGGCUAUGACUGGUGGCCUGGAUGUGUUGUCUCAUAUAAUGAAGCACAAAAAGCUCCUCCCUCACCGAGUACUCACUGGGUCAAGUGGUUUGGAGAUAACAAGCUUUCAAUGCUUCCUGUGCAGUGUUUACGGCCACUAUCUCCGUUCAGUGAAAGUUUCAACCUUCCAAAAAUGAGAGGACUUUAUAGGAAAGCCAUCAUUACUAGCCUAGAGGUGGCAGCUAAAAGGUGUGGAAAAGUGUUCACAAAGCCUGACAAUCAGCAACUAAGGAAAAACAAGCAAGGUGGCAGAAUGAGACAAGCACAGAUUGAACAAAAGGAAAGCUCAGAGCAAAAGGAUGAAGCUCUUACUGACAGGGAGAGAGAAGAUGUAAUGGUGAAGUGGGCAGUUACUGGCUUUAAACCAAGUGGUCCUAAAGGCUUUGCACCAACUGAAGCAGACGUGAUGCACAGACCAGCAGACACUGUAACCGAAGUGGACCUGACAUCAGAGACAAUGCCUUUAACUUCUGAUCAUAAGACAAGGUUUGGCAAACCAGUCAGUGAACCAAAUCUGGCAGAAGAUAUUAAAGCGCUAUUUGAUGCUGUAAGAACUGGUGAAAGGAAAGUAGAAGGAAUUUGUCUAGCAUGUGGUGAUAAUAAAGUUUGUGCUCAACACCCUUUGUUUGAGGGAGGUCUGUGUAAAGAAUGUAAGACAUCGUUCCUCGAAAAUGUAUAUCUGUAUGAUGAGGAUGGUUCACAGAUGUACUGCACCAUCUGUGGUGAUGGAAAAGAGGUUUUUAUGUGCGAUAAGACUGGGUGCUUCAGGUCAUACUGUAGCCUCUGUAUAGGCAUGUUAUGUGGAAAAACUACUGUGACAGAAAUUGCAGCUUGUGAAAAGUGGGUGUGCUACAUGUGUUCAGGAAAGUCACAAGGACUUAUCACACCAAGACAAGACUGGUCAGCCAAGCUUCAGGAAUUAUUCAUGAAUGACAAAGAACAGGACUUUAAAGCACCACACAUUCUCCCCUCAGUUCCUCCAGAGCAACGCAGACCAAUCCGAGUACUGUCAUUAUUUGAUGGGAUAGCUUCUGGAUUCCAAGCUUUGAAAGAACUUGGUAUUGAAAUAGACGUGUACUGUGCUUCUGAGAUCGAUGAACAAGCGAUGCAGGUGGCCAAGGUGCAUCAUGGAACUAAGAUCCACCAUAUUGGUGACAUCAAAGGAAUCUCUAGGGAUAAGGUGGAAGAGCUAGGACCAUUUGAUUUUGUUUUUGGUGGAAGCCCGUGUAAUGACUUGUCCAUUGCUAAUCCUGUGAGACGCGGAAUUUGUGAGGGAACUGGUCGGCUAUUUUUUGACUUUUUUAGGCUUCUUCAAUUUGCGAGACCCAAGUCAGAACUAGAACGACCUUUCUUUUGGCUUUUUGAAAAUGUUGUUGGCAUGAGAGCUGAAGAUAAAAGCACUAUUUCAAGAUUUUUAGAGUGCAAUCCAGUGGUUGUAGACGCAAAAGAGAUUUCUCCUGCGCACAGAGCACGGUACUUCUGGGGAAACCUGCCUGGAAUGAACAGGCCAACCGUUCCUCUACCAGGUGACAAGUUGUGUCUGCAAGAUUGUCUUGAACCAAAUUGUGGACGGCAGGCCAAGUUCACUAAGGUACAGACUCUAACCACCAAUGCCAAUUCUAUGCUCCAAACCAAGAAAGGAUUAUUCCCAGUUCAGUUUACAGCAAGUGAUGGGCAACAGAAGGAUGACAUUCUUUGGAUUACAGAGAUGGAGAGGUUGUUUGGUCUACCUUCUCAUUACACUGAUGUCAGCAACAUGGGCCGGUCUCAGAGACAGCGACUGCUAGGAAAGUCCUGGAGUGUUCCUGUAAUAAGACAUCUGUUGUCCCCCCUUAAGGAUUACUAUAAAUGUGAAGCAUGAAAUGCAAUUGCAUACAUUGAUCAGCUUAAAUAAAAAAGAUCUUGGAAAGUAUGAUUUGUUGUGUCAAAAUGGCCGUUUCUUAGAAAUAUGUAGUAAUGCUUUUCAGACAUAGCAGUAAAUCAGUUGUUCCACACGUUGUGUUAGAUAUGUUAGGACUUAACAUUUUAUGAAUGGAUUUUUAUUCAGGGUUGAGUUUUGGUUUAAGAAAGUUUGCCUUUUUCAGUUUUUGAGAUCAACAGGUUAGAAAAAAAGAAAGGUGCACAUUAUCUCUCCUGUUUUCAGACACCUGCUCAUUACAGCUUGAGCAGGAUGAUUCAUUUACUUUCUCUCAGUGCUGAGGCGUUACGUGACAGCACUUAUAAUAUUUUACAGAGAAUGUUGUCAUAAGCUUGAGAGAGGAUGUGAUGUAAACACAGUUUCUCUAAAGAACAGAUUUCUUGCUUUAUUAGAUUGAUUUGUUGAAUUGAGUGGCCUUUUGUGUCUGUCUGUCUAGAAAGUACAGUAUGUUGUUGUUACUAAUACUCAAGCAUUUGUUGAUAUAAACUGUUUUGGCUGUGGUGUGAAGAAGAUAAAUAAAAUAAAGUCAUGGUAA
Messenger RNA from Orbicella faveolata, 3356 nucleotides. Its product is annotated as DNA (cytosine-5)-methyltransferase 3A-like. NCBI's taxonomy places the organism in Eukaryota, Metazoa, Cnidaria, Anthozoa, Scleractinia, Merulinidae. Gene Ontology annotation, molecular function: methyltransferase activity. The record is from RefSeq and is a predicted model, not a curated record. Gene Ontology annotation, cellular component: nucleus.